GACAACUUAGACAACUUAGACAACUUAGACAACUUAGACAACUUAGACAACUUAGACAACAGCGACAGACAACAGCCCAUGUAGCAGCAUGGUCUACAUCAAGCAAAUCACUGUCCAGGGCUUCAAAUCAUACAAAGAACAAGUCGUCAUCGAUGGCUUCUCCCCAAAACACAACGUCGUCGUCGGCCGCAACGGCAGUGGCAAGAGUAACUUCUUCGCAGCCAUUCGCUUCGUCCUGAGUGAUGCGUACACCCAUAUGAACCGCGAAGAGCGGCAGGCAUUGCUUCAUGAAGGAUCAGGCACAGCAGUCAUGAGCGCGUAUGUCGAAGUCAUCUUUGACAACACCGACAACCGCUUCCCUACAGGCAAAGACGAAGUCAUCCUACGUCGUACCAUUGGUCUCAAAAAAGACGAGUAUGCGCUCGAUAAAAAGUCGGCCAGCAAAACAGAUGUCAUGAACUUGCUGGAAGCGGCUGGCUUUAGUCGCUCCAAUCCCUACUACAUUGUCCCACAAGGUCGCGUCACCAUGCUGACGAAUGCCAAGGACAGCGAACGUCUUGCCCUGCUCAAGGAAGUCGCCGGCACGCAAGUCUAUGAGCAGCGCCGAUCAGAGUCCCUCAAAAUCAUGGAUGAAACCCUACAAAAGCAAACCAAAAUCAAUGACCUCCUCGAGUAUAUCGAAGAGAGACUCGGCGAAUUGGAGGAAGAAAAGAAGGAACUCGGCGCGUUUCAAGAGCAAGACAAGAUGCGCAGGUCACUCGAGUAUACCAUCUAUGCGCGCGAACAAGAUGAAAUCAAUCGCGCACUCGACCAACUCGAUGCAAGUCGCGAUCAAGGUCUGGGUAGUACGGAAGAACACGCGCAACACUUUGUCGCGCGUGAAGAGGAAAUGAUGGAAGCUGCUGCUGGUAUCGCACGUUUGCAACAAGACAUCUCGCUGUUACAGCGUGAACGACAAGAACUCAUGCAACAACGACGUGAGGAAAACAGACGUCUUGCACAUGCUGAAGUCUUGCUCGAACGUCUUGAACAAGCGCAACAGGCCUCUGCCCAACGACAACGUGAAAUGGCGCAAGAACUCGAUCGUCUCUUUCAAACAAUCACGCAGAAAGAGCAGGAGCGUGACACAAUCAAGCCUGCAUUAGCACAAGCCUCUGCAGCGGAAGUACAAGCAAAGCAAGCGCUUGAAAAGGUCGAGACGGAAGCAGCACAUCUCUCCAGCAAGCAAGGUCGUCAUGCGCAAUUCAAAACAAAGGCAGAGCGUGAUCGCUUUCUACAAGCUGAAAUGAAGGACUCGCAAGCAGCUCUCCAUCAACGCCAGCAGAUCGCCAAGCAAAUCGCGGAAGAGACAGCAGCACUUCAAGCUGAACUUGCAAAAAAUGCUACAGCCGUCUCGCAGAGUCGGGAUGCCAUGUCUGGCCGUGCGGGCCACCUGGAGCAACUUGCAAAAGAGAUGAGUGAAGCCAAGACUGUACGUGAUGCACUUCAAGAUGAGCGCAAAACGUUGUGGCGCGAUCAGCUCAAGUGGGAGUCCAAUGAAAAACAGGCAAAGCACGAGCUCGACGCUGCAAGGCGGACACUGCAGUACACCAUGGAUCGAUCCACGUCAAUGGGUCUUGCCGCUGCUAAGCGCAUUGUAGACGAGCGCAAGCUGACAGGCUACUAUGGUCCUCUGUGCGACUUGUUUGAGGUGGAAGAACGCUACCGCACUGCAGUGGAAGUCACUGCCGGCAACAGUCUUUUUCACAUUGUCGUUGAUAAUGACGAUACAGCCAGUAUCCUCUUGGAUGGCAUUAGCAAGCAAAAACAAGGUCGCGUGACAUUUGUCCCACUCAACAGGAUUCGCGUCAAGCCCACCACCUUUCCAGAUGCUGCGGAUGCUGUGCCCAUGUUGAGCAAAUUGCAGUAUGAUGCGCGUUACAAGUUGGCCAUGGAGCAAGUCUUUGGCAAGAGCAUCUUAUGCCCCAACAUUGAAGUUGCAAGUCGUUAUGCUCGCAGCGAAGGGUUGAAUGCCAUUACCCUACAAGGUGACAAGUCUGAUCGUAAAGGUGCAUUGACGGGUGGUUUCCACGAUCGUCGCAAGUCACGACUUCAGUGCGCACGCGCCGUUUCCGACUGGCAGGCAAAAUUGGAAGAAGCAACCACCAAAGCACAAGGACUGCAUCGUGCCAUUCUCGUCAAGGAACAGGAAAUCACGCGUGCUGAGUCUGAUUUGCGAAAGUUGACGCUCCAACAAACGCAAGUCGAAGGAAAUCGUGAGCCAUUGCAGCAAAAGCUCGCUGCGCUUGCCAAGGAGGAUGCCGCCAUCAAGGCAUCGCUUGCACGAAAGGAAGCAGCAUCAGCAACGAUUCAACUUGAGGAGACACGCCUCAAGGCAAGCAUUCAAGCCAUGUCUGCAGAACUCCAAUCAAGCUUCACGCGUGACUUGACGCAAGCUGAGGAAGAUCGCCUUGCACAGUUGACGAGUGACGGUGCAGCACUCCGCCUCAAACUCAAUGAAGCCGCUGCACGCCGUGUUGCACUCGAGGCAGAGUGUGAUGUGCUUGAAUCCUUGUUGCGCGACAACUUGUACCUCAAGCGUGAUGCACUCGUGAGUGGAAAUUCUCUCGCGGAUGUGGAUGCAGAAGGCGGUCCUGCUGUUCAACAAGCAGCACGCACACAAGCACUGGCGCAUAUUACACAGCUUGCAAAGCGAAUUGACGCGCUUGAAGCUGAGAUUGAAUCACGAGAGCAUGAACAAAAAAGUCUACAAGAGCAUCACUCUGCGUUGCAAGAAGAAAAUCGACAAGCAGCCAAGCAGAUUGAACACGAGAGCAAACGCCUCGAGAAGAGCAUGCAGAAAAAAGCGUUGUUAUUGCAAAAGAAGGAAGUCUGCAAUCGCAACAUUCGAGAGUUGGGUGUCUUGCCUGAAGCGGCCUUUAGCAAGUACGCAUCGACUGCGUCUGAAACACUAGUGCGCAAGCUACACAAGGUCAAUGAAAAGCUCAAGGGUUUCUCACAUGUCAACAAAAAGGCAUUCGACCAAUACACCAGCUUUACCAAGCAAAAAGAGUCGCUGCUCAAGCGCAGGGAUGAUUUGGAUGUCUCGCAAACCUCAAUCCAAGAACUCAUCGAAGUCUUGGAUCAGCGCAAGGACGAAGCCAUUGAGCGAACAUUCAAGCAAGUGAGCAAAGCCUUUGCAGAGGUAUUUGAGAAGCUUGUCCCAUCUGGUCGUGGUCGUCUUGUGAUACAACGCAAGAUGGAUCAAGACACGCAGGAGGAGGAAGGCGAAGAGGAUGACGACGCAGAAACGCGCCGUCGUUCAGUGGAGAAUUACGUUGGGGUGGCUAUCAGCGUCUCCUUCAAUGCACGCGAUGCAGCGCCCUCGCAGCAGCAACGCAUCCAGCAGCUCUCUGGUGGACAAAAAUCAUUGUGUGCGCUUGCCCUCAUCUUUGCCAUUCAAAAGUGCGACCCAGCCCCAUUCUAUUUGAUGGAUGAGGUGGAUGCUGCAUUGGACGCACAGUACCGUACGGCCGUUGCUGCGAUGCUGCAGGAGAUGAGUGAGGAGGGACAAUUCAUCUGCACCACCUUCCGGCCCGAGAUGCUGGCUGAGGGAGACGAAUUCUUUGGCGUGUUUUUCGAAAACAAGGUGUCGAGUGUCAAGCCCAUCAGCAAGUCUGAUGCUCUGCAGUUUAUCGACAGCGAGGCCCCGAGGUAGGUCUAGAGUAGCAGCAGUAACGUACAGACUCAAUACUCUCAGUAGCAGCAGUUCCCCUG
Molecule: messenger RNA, 3756 nt
Organism: Protomyces lactucae-debilis
Lineage: Eukaryota; Fungi; Ascomycota; Taphrinomycetes; Taphrinales; Protomycetaceae
Product: chromosome segregation protein sudA
Exons: 2
Coding region: 89-3697 (1202 amino acids)
Biological process (GO): mitotic sister chromatid cohesion
Cellular component (GO): chromosome
Molecular function (GO): ATP binding; cohesin loader activity; protein binding
Source: RefSeq, a predicted model, not a curated record